Triplophysa dalaica is the source of this 12389-nucleotide messenger RNA. It is a transcript of the gene acap2a, whose product is annotated as ArfGAP with coiled-coil, ankyrin repeat and PH domains 2a. The transcript has 24 exons. The coding region runs from base 5981 to 8413 and encodes 810 amino acids. The record is from RefSeq and is a predicted model, not a curated record. Gene Ontology annotation, cellular component: cytoplasm. Gene Ontology annotation, molecular function: GTPase activator activity; protein binding. Lineage: Eukaryota; Metazoa; Chordata; Actinopteri; Cypriniformes; Nemacheilidae.
CUUGGGUGCUUGCUCGUGCCAACCCCGCGGAACCUGGAAUAUAAACUGGUCUGUGACCGUCACGCGCAGUGCACCCGCCUCACUUCUGAGUGGACCACACUACAGCCGUUUUUCUGAGUCAGAAUCAGAUGACAGAGGAGAUCAGCGAGAGGACGACAUGUUUCAGAAUUAUGAUGAAGUCAGAGAAGCCACAAAGUUCAGGAGCAGGACACACAAAAGGAAAGCUGUUGUUGUAACACGUAAACACGGUGUAUGCCUGUAAUGUAAUACUUCAGCUGUGACCUUAAUUUUUUUUUUUUUUUUUUCAGAGUAUCACAGACAUAGUCAUACUGCUAACUCAACUCAACUUUAUUUAUAUAGUGCUUUUUACAAUUUUCAUUGUUACAAAGCAGCUGUACAUGAGACACAUUGAAUACAAGAAAAACAACUAAAGGCAUAUACCUGUAAAACAAGAAACAGGUGAAAACAACAAAAGACAGACAUACAAAUGCUCACCACACACAAUAUGCAAACAUACUUACACACAUUGACAUAGACGCACACACGCAAACACACUCGCACACACGCACACACGCACAGUGAAAGCACACAUAGGAGAGAGAACCACAGGUCAAAUAUUAAACAGACUAUAAAUUCUUAUAUGCAAUUUUAAUUAUGUUUAACUUCUAAAUUCUAAAGCAGCCCCCCCGGCGCAGGCAAAUAGUGUAAAACAAUAUGCAAACGGUGGUGAGGAACCCAAAACUCCAAUCGAGAAAAAAAACCUCAGGAGAACCCAGGCCCAACCAGGGGAUUCCAAUUCCCCUCUGGCAAAAGCUGCUGCCUCUGCACAAGCUCAACAGUGCUUGCACAACAAUGCUAAAUAAAAAUUAAAAUAAAUAUUAUUUUGUUAUGUAUAGAUUUAUAGAUGGUAAAUUAUAGAUUAUCAUUAACAAUCUAAUAGCAUUUGAAGUGUUGUAGACGACAAGAGAUAUGAGAAAUGGUUAAAGGGAUAGUUCACCCAAAAAUGAAAAUUCAGUCAUCAUUUACGCAUGCUCAGUCACUAUUUAGCCCAUUGGUUCUCAAUCUAAUUUGUCCAAACGGGUCUCGGUUCAGUGUACUGCUGCAUCGAAAGCUGUUGCAACCGGUUCCUAACUCGAGAACGAGAACCUCUCUAGCACAAACGUAAACAGAACUGGAGAUCGGUGCACAUACAGUGAUAGUGCAGUAAUAAAGUCCUAAACAUAUUACCAAUGUGCUUUAUAGUAUCACAUAUCUGAUUUUUGUGGAAAUAUCUGACUUAAGGCUUUUUAUUCGCUUUAGAAAUGACAUGCAUGCGGAGUAUCAUCGGUUCUCAAUCAAACUCUCCGUUCAGUGUAUACAGCUCAGUAUCAGCUGCUCGUGCUCAUUAGUUUCCUCUUCACCCACUUCAGUUCAGUCCUGUGACUAACUGAAUAAUAAAAUGGUUUAUUUCGAGUCAGAGGGUCUGUCAGACAUGCCAGAAAAUGAGUAAUUCAAGUAAUUUGUGAUUAAGUGCUUAGUUGAGACUCAAACUGUUUGGAACGGUUCAGUCCGAUUUGGUGAACCGGAUCGACCAGCCAUCACUAGUUCCAGCCAUAGUUGGAAAAAGUAAAUGGUUUGUGUUAAUAUAUCCUUCUAAAAAUCUCCCUUAGUGUUCAACAGAACAAAAAAUAUACAAUAUUUUUUUCCAGCUAUGAUAGUGGAAAUUGCUCACAUUCUUACAAAUAUCUUUCUUUGUGUUUAACAGAACAAUAUCAUUUAAAUACAGUUUUAAACAACCUGAUGGUGAUAAUGAUAACAGAGCAUUUCAUUUUAGGGUGAACUAUCCUUUUAAGAGGGAUGACAUGAGAAGAACAUGGACAUCUUUUGAAACAGUAGACGACAUUUUUACUGUGUAUCGGAUAAUUUCAUGAAGACCAUUAAUUUUAAUCAUUUUAAAAUUAAAAUAUUUUACUUUACAAAACUCUGAAUAAAACCUUAUUUAAAUAUAAAGCAUUUGUUUGAAGUAUUUAAUAGUUAGCAUUUAACCUGACAGUUUCUCUGUAUCAGUUAUUAUAUACAACAAUAAUGGAUCACAUUAUGAUAAUAGAAUAUCUUUAUUGUCAUGUCAUAGCUGCACACAACAAAUCUUUAGCUACACACAAAGACGUACACACUAAGAACAAAGAUAUGGAUGACUGCACAAGCACAUAAUACACAUCACGUACAGAAACAAAUCUGUACAGUAUAGAAAUGUCUUUAAUUACGUUAUUUUGAUUUACAUUACAAUCUGUACAAAAAAAAUAAAUUAAAGUAUCCACAGUGUUCCGUUUAUUUAUUAGCAUUAGCUCAUUCAUUUAGUUUUGAUUGAAAAACAAUUUAGCAAUAACCACCUGCCUCAAUAGAUAAAAUUGUUGUUGAGGAAAGGUGUGUGCAUGUUUAUUUACUGAAAAAGAUGCGUCUAGACUCCUGCAGGGGGUUAGGAUUAUAAAUACCAAAGGUUAGAUAGUGGAACAAUGAUUCUCAGUAUGAAAAUGUUCUUGCCGUUGUUGCAACAUUGAGGAACUCAGUUAACUGGUUUAAAUGAACCCAGAAUACUGUCUGCCCUUUAGUGAAUUUAUGUUAUUUUUGUUUAAGUUUUAAAGUGCUUGAAUGUUUUCUUUUCUGACACCUUUCCUGUUUAACUUUUGACUUAAUAAUUAUAUUACUUAUGUGGCUUCCUUUGUACCUUUAUGUAGCAGCAUGAAUCCUAAUUUUAAAGUCUUCUUUUUUGUAUAAGCAACGUAAGGCCCAAAUACAAUUUUUGCCAAAUCAAAUGCCCUGAAUUCUGCCGCGUGAUUAUUACAGUCAGUAACAAAGGGUGAUUGAUAAAAGGUAAUUUCAAAUUAAAUUUGCAAGAUAUUUAAUACCAUUCAACACACGUUGUUUAAUCACUAAAAUAAUUACUUUUAUUAUCUGAUUUCCAUUCAUUUUUUGGAAUAAGGUUAAUGUUUUGUGACAUUGGUUAAACUGGGAAAGCAUCAAUACUGUAAUACUUUACUUGUCCACUGGGAGGCAAACACGUGACGUUAAUAAAGCUGUUUUAACAUUGUACAUGCGCCCGUUCAGUGCGUUCUACCGUUUCUGUGUUACGUUUCUGAGUUUCUUUUGCAUUCUCAUUUUAUCAUGUGUGAUAACAACAGUUUAUUUGUGUAAUACUGGGGGAAUUAAAUCCGUGUUUCUGAUUGGAGAAGCACUACCUCAUUAUAAUAUCAACUCCUCCUCCAGACUUUAUUGAAGAAGGUUUUGCUGUUUUAAACAAACAUAGAGCUCACAAAUGCUCAUAAGAAAGAUCGAAUCCUGGUGAAAUGUUACAUAUGGACCAUUUGAGAUGAAAAUAACAACUAUGACAUCAGUUUACCGCCAUUCUAUGUGCUGUCUCAAAGCAUGUGGGGUUUACUUCAAACCCAUUGUAGGUAUCGCUUCUCGGCCUUUUGGCUAAGAUCAAGUGUAGUAUCUGUUCUUAUCAGUUUAAUAUCUGAUACGUCCCCUACCCGGGGACCAUAUAUUAAAUUGAUUUUUGGAACCGGGAGAUGGAAUAGGGGCUUGCUCCGACCACUCCACGCAUCGACCCGGUAUUGCAGUACUUCCGGGAACGGUGCACCCCCCUCUUAUGGUCAAAAGAAGAAUCAUAGUCUAUGAUACAGCCAACGCAACAAUGUGUCAUAUAUCUUGUAAUCUUUAAUAUUUGUAAUGUAUUUAAUUGAAUAGAAUCGAAACAUAUUCUUUACCAUUUAAUAACAAAUUUUCAUAAUAAUGAGAUUGAUCGUGUAAACGCAGCUACGAUAUUAUCAAACAUGUAACUUUUUGCUCAUUGGUCAUUUGAUGAAAGUGAUCGAUUUUAACAACAAUAUCACAGUGGGAUCAGUACGUGCAGAGUCCAACUCAGCGGCUCGAGAUCAUGAAGUCCCGCCUUCCACUAAACGAGCCAAUCGCUAAAGAGCAACGAUUCAGUGAAUGAGGCGCUCGUCAGUGUUUUCGCAUGCGCAGUAGGAAUAUCAUAUGGCUAAUUUUUUAAAAGCAUUUUAGUUUAAGCAACACAGUUUAUGGUCCAGUUAAUGUCACUUAUAAUUGUUGGUUGGUCUUAUACGUUUGAAAUAGCAGCCUGGAUGUGGCGGGCUAAUGUCUUUGUUGAGUUGUAAUUUUAGAUGUUAUAAAUUUCCCAUCAAGCUACCAAUUGUUCAUAAGCAAGCACUGGAUUCAUGAAAAUUGUCUUUUAAGAAUAACUUUACACCUCAUAACUGCAUUGUGUGGAACAAUCGACAUGUGUUAUAUAAAAGGACCAUAUUUAACACACAAUGUGUUGAAAAAAUAUUAUUUUUAUUUCACAAUUUAUGGAAAACAAUGAAAACCUAAUUAGUUUGUUUAAAAUAACCGAAUUAAUAUUACUUGUAUAGAAUAUUUGAGGGUAAUUAAAAAAAAUCUCCUAAACUUUUACACCGUAUCAAGUCAUCUCUACACUAUUCUAGGUUAAUGGAAGACAUUCCUUGUUUAAUGAUAGGUGGGGUUGACUUGAUAAAUAAUGCAAUAAUUGGCUUAUCAGAAAAACAUUAAUUAGUACAAUAAGUAAUCCCUGAAAGCAAUGGUUCUAUGAAAACAAAUGGGCUGUUUAUAAUCAUUUUUGUAAUUCCUAACAAAGCCAAACAACUGAACAUAAAAACCAUUACCCUUCUAAAUAAUUAUUGUCAAAGUAUAUAGAUAUUCAACCAGAUAAGUGUUUUUGUGAUGAUGAAGAUGAAUCGGUGGUUCACUUGUUUUUUAGAUGUACAGUAACGAGGUUAUUUUUAAUUGAGCUUUCAUUAUUGAUUUUUAAUUUGCUUAAUAAUUUGAUUUAUAUUAAAGACAUCCUGUGUUUAUUUUCAAACACUGGCUUCACUACAUUGGACAAUGCUAUCAGAAUCCUGUGCUUGCUUGGAAAAAGUUAUAUACAUAAAUGUAAAGUUAUAGAUUCUAAUGCUAAUGUUAUUGUUUUUUGCUCGGAGUUAAAACGUUUUGUCGAAACCCUUUAUAAAUUGAAGAAAAACUAAAAUAGUGUUAAAACACAUAACAUAUUAGAUGUGCUUGUUAGAUCACAGUGAACAGAAAUAAAACGUUUAAUUGAUUCCUUUCUACCCCCUUACAAUUUUUAUUUCCAUUAUUAUUUUUCAUUCAGAUUUAUGAUUUACGGUUUGUAAAUGUAUUGAUAUAUAUAAAAUUGAAACGCAUCCCUUGUACUAUUUUAUAAAAAUGUAUAAUUUAAAAAGAAGAUAGUGUCCCGGAAGUGACGCAAAUAUGGCCGCAAGUGGGGAGGUUCGAAAGUACUUUGGUUAAAUAUUCAGUGCUUCAAUGAAACUUACAAAUCACAUAUCGCGUAUAAAUAACAUUGAAACUUUUUAUUUAAGGUGUUCUCUAGAUUGUACAAUAACUCUCGUGUGAUAGUCUUAAAGUGCGCUCAAGAUAUCUCGGAUUUGGGAUUUUCCACUAAAAACACGGAAGUAACGUCUGGAUUUAGAAAUGUUAAAAUAAAACGUAUAAACAUUAAUCAACAUUAAAAGAGCGUCGAUCCGAAAAUGAUGGUUUCAGGUUGGCUUCCUAGGAGUCUUAAACGCAACGUUCGCUCUAGUUUUGGUACCGCCCACUUGUCUACGUUGACAACGUUUAAGCCAAUCAAUUGGGCGAACGUUCCUUCCCUAAUUAAUAAUCAUGAGCGAGUCCUUCACUGUAGUAGGAUUGGUAGCUCGUCUAGCCGGAUGGGGCGUAGUGCUACUGUAUCCUCUGGGAUGCUUCAUCGUCGGAUAUAUUAAUACCUUACGCUCUUAAAUUAAUGCAAUGAACGCGUUAGCAAUAAUUUCGUCUUUCGUCAAUUGCAGAUAGUUUGUAAUUGACGUUUUAAAUCCAGAAUCCCUGUGAAGCAUUGUCAUCUGUCCCCUGCGCUCUCGGGAUCACCUCCGGACAUCAGUGGCUUUAUUAUCAUCGGUUCAUCGAAAUGAAAGUGACGGUGGAUUUUGAAGAAUGUCUCAAGGAUUCGCCGCGGUUCCGGGCCACGGUAGAAGAGGUGGAAGGAGACGUUGGAGAACUGGAGUCAAAACUUGACAAGCUGGUGAAGUUGUGUAUAGGGAUGAUAGAUGCUGGACGGGUCUAUAAUCAGGCCAACAAGCAGUUUGUGAAUGGAAUCAGAGAACUGGCCCUGCAGUCCACCAGAGAUGAGGUCAUCGGGAUUUUGUUCGAUCAAGCCCAGAGAUCCAUCAAGUCUCAGCUUCAGGCUUUCGUGAAGGAAGACUUGAAGAAGUUUAAAGACGCCAAGAAGCAUUUUGAUAAAGUGAGCGAGGAGAAGGAAGUGGCUCUUGUGAAAAACUCUCAGGUGCCUCGUAACAAACAGCACGAGGUGGAGGAGGCCACCAACAUCCUGACCACCACACGCAAGUGCUUCCGUCACAUCGCCCUCGACUAUGUGCUGCAGAUUAACGUGCUUCAGUCUAAAAGAAGAUUGGAAAUCCUCAAAUCGAUGUUGUCCUAUAUGAACUCAAACUUCACGUUUUUCCAUCAAGGAUACGAUUUGUUCAGUCAACUUCAGCCUUUAAUGAAGCAGCUCGGCGGUCAGUUGGAUCAGCUGGUGGUUGAUUCAGCAAAGGAAAAGCGAGACAUGGAGCAGAAACACUCAACUAUCCAACAGAAGGCUGCUUUGCAGGAUUUCUCGACAGAUGACACAAAACUAGAGUAUAAUGUGGAUACAGAAAAUGGAAUAGCUAUGGAGGGAUAUCUCUUUAAAAGAGCAAGCAACGCCUUUAAAUCCUGGAACAGGCGCUGGUUCUCCAUUCAGAACAGUCAGCUGGUUUAUCAGAAGAAGUUUAGGGAUAACCCCACUGUAGUGGUGGAAGAUCUGAGACUGUGCACGGUCAAACACUAUGAGGACAUAGAGCGACGCUUCUGUUUUGAAGUCGUGUCCCCUUCCAAGAGCUGGAUGAUGCAGGCGGACUCGGAGAAGCUGCGGCAGGCGUGGAUCAAAGCCGUACAGAACAGCAUCGCCACGGCCUACAGAGAGAACGGAGAGGAAGAUACUGUUAGUCUAGACAGGAACUCGUCUGCGUCUCUGGGCAGUCUGGACUCGGGCUGUGAGUCGGUGAAGCCGGUUAAGGGCGAGAGCGCUCUACAGAGGGUGCAGGCCAUCCCUGGAAAUGAGUUCUGCUGUGACUGUGGACAGUCUGAUCCACGCUGGGCCAGCAUCAACCUCGGCAUCACGCUCUGUAUCGAGUGCUCUGGCAUUCACAGGAGUUUAGGAGUUCACAACUCAAAGGUGCGAUCCCUCACGCUGGAUUCAUGGGAGCCAGAGCUCCUUAAGUUAAUGUGCGAGCUGGGUAAUGGUGUCGUCAAUCACAUCUAUGAAGCUCGGAGAGAAGAGAUGGUCGCCAGGAAACCUCAGCCUGGAGAUUCCAGACAGGAGAUCGAAGCCUUCAUCCGAGCUAAAUACAUAGAGAGGAGGUUUGUCGUGAAACCGACAGCUCAGGAGCAGAAGGAAAAGAUCAUGGCGUUGAGGAAACAUGACAAGCGUGUGAAGGGGAACAUGGAGUUUCUGCCCCCGCGGCCGCCCCCUCCAACACCUAAACUCCGCACUACCUCCAGUACCUCAGCUUCCCUCAGUGGUCAUGAGGUGCGGCGCGACUCACUUUUCUGCCCCGAUGAGCUUGACUCUCUCUUUUCUUACUUCGACACGUCCUCAAAGCUGCGGAGCCUGAGGAGUGCAGACAGUGGUAUUCAGAACAGUGCAGAUGGGAGCAGAGAGAUGUUGGCCUCCAGCCCGUCCAGCAAUAGCCUGAGUGAAGCAGCCCAGGAGCCCCAGGAGAGUGAUUCACCCGUGUCUGUGAAUCAGAUGGACGGUCCUCCUGUGUUCUCUGAGUUGACCGAUUUCUCCGCUGGUCCUCUCCUGUACUGGGCGUCCUGCGCCGGCAGUCUGACAGACAUGGUGGAGGCGCUGGCUCACGGAGCCGAUGUCAACUGGGUCAAUGGUGAAGACAGUAAUCGGACUCCGCUCAUACAGGCCGUACAGGGGGGUUCACUGAUCACCUGUGAGUUUCUGCUACAAAACGCUGCCAACGUGGACCAGCAGGACAUUCGUGGCAGAGGACCUCUGCAUCACGCCACCAUACUCGCUCACACGGGUCAAGUUUGUCUGUUUCUAAAGCGAGGGGGCAAGCAGAACACCGUGGACGUUGACGGCAGAAGUCCACUAUCCAUCGCCGUAGAGGCUGCCAACGCAGACAUCGUCACACUGUUACGAUUGGCGAAGAUGAACGAAGAGAUGAAAGGUACAGAGGGAGCGUUUGGCCAGUCGGGUCAAUACUCUCAUUCACAGAGUCACACCGAGCAGCAGUAUAAAAAAUGCAUUCAAGAAUUUAUCACUUCACAACUACAGGAGUCGUAAAGCUCGACACGCCGUCAGAAUGGGAAUCUUCACAUGAGGGUAUAACUACAGUUACACAUUUACACCGAACGCCACCGCUGUGCUGCACACAGAUCUUCCUGUUGGAUAUUUAACGUCAUCCUUUAGUUGUUUUAAAGUGUCUGAAUCGUAUGUUUUGUUUUUGAACCCAAGUGACAUCACUCGCCAGCAGUCACCAGACAGCACAAAUACUUGUAUUAAUAUGCUUUUUUUUGGUACGUUUUCAGAUUUUGGAGCUGUGUUGUAUGAUGUGUUGAAUUUUUUUAACAUUUCUGAUCGCACUGGUGCUCGUUUAAAACCAAAUACUUGGUCUAUUGUAUUUCCAAAUCAAAUCAAGUAGCCUAAAAUUGAAAAGUAAAUCGUUUUAACAUCAGGAUGGUGCUUGUUUGUUCCUGAGCUUGUUCAAAUGUUUCGCUCGACGUCAGUAUUUUCUAAUAAUCCGUUAUCAUUGAAAUAGAUACCUUGAAAAUUGUAUAUAAUAUUGUAUUGAAAUCCAUAUAUGACUAAAGCAAUAAGCCCCGCAAAGCAGUUGGUUAUUCUGCAGUUUAUAACGUGUCCAAACGCCCUUAGCUGUUAUAAAAUGCACUGUAACCCACUGCAUUGCGAGGCUUAUUGCUUUUAUAAAACUGUUAUUCCACAUGCGUAGCAAGGUUUCAUAAAAUAAAGUAAAUUAAGUGAUAUUGAGGCCAUCUGAUGCGGUCAGCAGUUAGAAAUCAGGGUAUUUUAUAACGGCUUUGGACUCGGCUCAGCCAAUCAGAAUCAAGGACCAGAACUGACCGUUUCAUAAUCGCCAUGUUUACGUCCUCGUGGAAUUUGGUCAUAUUAACCCAACCAAGGCCGUAAUAAAGCUAUAAGAAGUCCAAACAAUUCUAAGACGUGUCAAGAAUAUUAAUACUGUAUCUGCGAACAUUAAGAAAAAUCGAAGCGUUCUUAAUAAGUUGGUCAGACUUCUGUGUGACAUGAGGAUUCAUUCAAUGAAGUCUGCUAAGAAUUACUAAAUAUUAUUCUCCAUUUAUUCUGAAUACGAUGAUAAAGUGUGUGCAGGAAUACGAAUCUCAAUCUGAAAAAUAAUGUGCGUGUAAAUGUGGUCAGUGAUUGAGUCUAAUUGUGUUAUGAUUUAGCAUUGAUGUGCGGCGAUACUGUACCUAUUUUUCAAGUUUAUAUGAAUGGAACGCUACACCUUGUAUAGAUGUUUUCAAAGCGGCAUAAUUAAACGUUACUGCGCACGUGCAUGCAUGGACCGCCCGUAACUUCCGGUACACAUUUACAAACAAUAAAGCGCCUGUAGCAACAAGCCAUAAGAAACAGCGAGGAAGCGUUACUUGGCUAAACUUGCCGGUCUUACAGUUUGAAUUUAGACUGCGAUACCAAGCUGGACCGCUAGAUAUCAGUGUUCCUUUAAAUGUGAAAAAACUACAGGACCCAUUCGACAAAUUGUUUAUUUGAUACAAUUAUUAUACAAUAAAAUAACCAUACAAAUUAAUAUUAACAUAAAUAAAAUCUAAAUAGUUAUGUUAUUAGACACUAGCCAAACACAAACCGGAAGUUAAUUGCAGUCCAGGCGCGCACGUCCGAUGAAACGGUCUUUAAGGACUCAUCUCUGGAUUUGUUUAGCAUGGUGGCCUUUGCACAGUCAUUGCGUGUAAAUUCAGUGAAAUGGAAAUGUGUCUUGGAAACCCCGGUUUGAAAAGUUUGGUGUCAAAGCUAAUGCCAUCUUAUAUACAUUUUAAGAGAAAAUACAAGUUGAGACAAACACUUCUUUCACCGGUUCAGAUAAUCUUAAUCACAUAUUGUGCAAAGGUCGUUUAAAGGGAUAGUUCACCCAAACAUUACUUUACUUGUUCUAAACCUGCAUAAAUGUCUUUGUUUGGUGAACACAGAGAAAGAUGUUUGGACGAAUGCUUCAACAGAUCUCGACACCCAUUGACUCCAAUAGUAGGAAAAAUGACGAUGGUAGUCGAAAGUGUGCCAUAGGUGGUUGCUUGCCUACAUUUUUUAAAAUAUCUUCUUUUGUGUACAAAAAGAGUAAAAAAAUGAUAAAGUUAUUUUUCCUACUAUGGGAGUCAAUGGGGUCCAAGAUCUGUUUGGUUACAAGCAUUCUUCCAAAUAUCUUUCUCUGUGUUAAUCAGAACCAAGAAGUUUAUACAGACUUGGUACAACUGGAAAGUGAUUAAACCAUGACGACAUUUUCAUAUUUGGGUGAACUGUUUCUUUAAAAAGCAGAUUUUUUGUCUUACAAAGAAACUCUUCCAUCUUAUCAUCAGUCAAAAAAUGAUACGUUUGUAAAGUUCAUGUUUAGUCAUCAGGGACUCUGGGAUGUCCGUCUUCAAUCAUUGGUUCAUUAUUGUAACUUGCAUGUGCUCGUGAAAUGAUACGUGUUGUUCGCAUAUAUAAGGGCGACCUCUGGCCAGGUGCUAAUCUGAAUUCAUGCUACUAUAAUGAUUCCCUGUAAAUAUUACAUCAUCACGAGUCAUCAUAUAACCUGAUGUAAAUACAUUAUAUGAAGCACAUUUACCGGACCAGUUAAGUGAAAACCAGCAUAGUGAAAACUUUUGGAUUUUAACGUCAUUCUUAAAUCAUUUUAAUAUUGCAGCGUAAUACUUAUGAUGCGUUUGUCUGGGCUAACCAAUCCAAAGCUAAAGAUUUGAGAAAGGUUUUGAAUUUGAGCUCGUAGUUACAAUGUCAACAACCAGGACUGUUCAUGGUACUUUGGAGUUGAAUGUUUUGUAUCAUGAAGCCUAUAGAGCUUGUUAAUCGACGUCACGCCAUGUUUAAUGUUGCGCCAUCUUUGGAGGAUGGCUGCUAGGGCGUUCAAUGCUUUUCUUGUUUGAUGAGGAAAUAUAACUAUGGUAGGUCGGUAGUGCUGUGUUAAAAACUGCAAUAGCAUUACGCAGAGUCGUUCAGGAAAAGCCCUUGGUAAUCUCACUUUCGAUUUCUCCGUAUAUCAAACAAAACAAGAAACGGUACAUAUCAAAACAAUCGCAGCAGUUGAGUAUGAUCCUCCCAAGAUGGCGGCGUCACUGCAACAUAGGGCGUGACGUCAGCUUCCAAUUCUCUAUAAAGAUCAGUGGGAUGUCUGUGCUGACAGAGGAGCAGAGCUUCUUCUGAGGACGCUUGACGCUUGUGUCUGAAUGCAGUAGUGUGAAAGCACACUUGAAGGUGACUAUGUUUGGAAUAGCAUACUGUGAAUACUUAUUCUGUAUGUAUACUUUCUGUAUGCUUGAAAUUUCUGGAUGUCUUACACGAUGCAACACGCUUGACCUACUGAUGGCAAAAUGAUGUUAAAUUAUGCACACAACCGUUUCACAUACUAUCUCGUCUUAAAGUCGUAUGCAGCGUAAGUAAAUCUCGUAUUCUAUUCCAAGCACAGCCGAGCAUAGCAAUACACUGUAAUCUCUCCAUAUGUUACACUGUGACUGUAUGAACAACGUGCCGUUAUCUUGUAUUUUACUCUUUGUGUCUCCAUCCCUGUUAUUAUCCGUUUCGUGCGACGGUUUUGCGUUAAUCACUUCAUACUUCAUCCAGCGGACCGCACACCGUCGAAGUGAAAUAUAUUUUGUUCAAGGUCUGCUUUUCUCUUCGUUUCUUAUGUAAAAGUAGUUUAAGAGAGUCUGGAGUGAAGCUUCAGUGAGAAAAGGGCUUGAUGAAUGACCGGAGUCUGCAAACUCCUAUUUCUGAUGAUUGUCUGUAUUGGAUCAACGUGUAUAGAACGGGACCAGCCGUAUUAGAGACCUGAACCAUUUGUAGAUCCAUUAUGGCGUAGUAUAAACCACGUGGAUGUACAGUGUGUUUGUUAUAUCUCCACUGGACCAGAAGGGGGUCUUACAGAAGAGACCUCACGCAUGGCGCUGCUGUAUCGCUCCUACACUUUCACUCUGGAGAUUGUGCCUUUUUCUGUUCUUUCAUUUUUUUGUCAAUCUGCACUUUAACUAAUAAAUCUGUUUGUUGGCAAACUUCA